Molecule: messenger RNA, 1970 nt
Organism: Drosophila obscura
Lineage: Eukaryota; Metazoa; Arthropoda; Insecta; Diptera; Drosophilidae
Product: pleckstrin homology domain-containing family F member 1 homolog
Exons: 2
Coding region: 883-1824 (313 amino acids)
Cellular component (GO): early endosome
Molecular function (GO): phosphatidylinositol binding; metal ion binding
Source: RefSeq, a predicted model, not a curated record
GAGAGUUCCGCUGAACCAGCUCACAUCUGCGUGCUCGCAGAAAUAAACUUAUUUUUAAGUGUUUUGGGAACGCCACUGUGCUUUAGACUGAGCAGUUCCGAGUUGAGUAGGACCCAAACAUAUCAACAAGCCCAGUGAAUGUUUUCACUUUAGACGAAAAUAUCUUUAAAUCAUCAGAAAGUUACUUAAACGUACACGGAGCCAAGUUUGUUUUUGUUGUUGUUAGUAGUGUGAGUGAGUCAUGGCGUUUCGGACGGCGUAGAAAAGCAUUGUGCAUUGCAUAAAAAAAGCGUGCAUCAGCAGCAACCCGCACACAACAGUUGACCGGAAUCAGCGGCACUGCGAGCCCCCCCGCCCCAAGCCGAGUCUACUCCAGUUGAGACGGUGGAGGAACCAAAUCGCACGGAAGGAUUUGCAACAGCUGCGCCCAUAUCUACACGCACGCACCCACACACACAGUCGCAGCAGGCAACAGUCAGUGUCACAUACUCGCCAGCACACUCUCGACCAGCCACGCACUCACACAAGCAACAGAAGCCGUCUGUCGUCACAGUUGAGUACUUUUCGGUUUAUUUUUUAUGUUCAGCCACGGGCGGCAGCACUGAGUGGAGAAGCCGCAGCAGCAACAGUCGUCGUCGUCGUCGCUAGUGGAGAGUGAAGAGAGUGGAGAGUGUCGCAACCAGUGAGACCAGGGAACCGAAGCAGCGGGAAGACUGUUCACACACAGCAAUAGAAAACAUAGUGUGUGUGUGCGCGAGUGUGUGUGCCAGAGACGCAGAGGAGCGACAGAGAGAGGAAGAGACAGACAGCCCAGACCCAGAGCAACCCACUUUCGCCAGUCGGAACCGAGCCAGCAGCAAGCAGCAGUCAGCCACUACCACCAUGGUGGAUCGUCUUGUCAACUCGGAGGCCAACACGCGCCGCAUCGCCUCCGUGGAGAGCUGCUUCGGUAGCUCUGGUGUACCGCUGGCCGUUCCCGGCCGUGUACUGGUCGGCGAGGGUGUGCUGACCAAAAUGUGCCGCAAGCGGCCAAAGUCACGCCAGUUCUUCCUAUUCAACGACAUUCUCGUGUACGGAAACAUUGUGAUCGGCAAGAAGAAGUACAACAAGCAGCACAUCAUGCCGCUGGAGGAGGUGUCGCUGGACUCGAUUGUGGACAAUCAGCAGUACCGGAACGGCUGGUACAUACGCACCACCACCAAAUCGUUUGUGGUGUACGCGGCGACCAGCACCGAGAAGCAGGAGUGGAUGGCCCACAUCAACAAGUGUGUGGAGGAUCUGUUGCGCAAGAGCGGCAAGAAGCCCGUGGAGAAUCACGCCGCCGUCUGGGUGCCGGACACGGACGCCAGCAUCUGUAUGCACUGCAAGCGGACGCAGUUCACAUUCAUCCAGCGCCGGCACCACUGCCGCAGCUGCGGCGCCGUCGUCUGCGCCGGCUGCUCCUCGAAGAAGUUCCUGCUGCCACAGCAGAGCACGAAAUCGCUGCGCGUCUGCGAUGCUUGCUAUGAGCGUCUCAAGCAUGUGCCCAGCGGUGCUGGCGAGGAGUUGGCGGGCGCGACCGCUGGCGGCGUCAAGCACAAUGCCAGCGGUCAUGGCCCGGCGGGCGAUAGCUCCAACGAUGAGGACACUGACGAGGAGACGACCUCGCCGGGCGGCGAAUCGCACGACGAGCCGCGCUUCUACGGCGACAGCAGCGUGCUCUCCGCGGACGAUAGCCAAUCGACGAUAGCCGCUGCAACGCCAACAUCCUCCUCCUCCACGACGACCGUCAGUCCCAGCCAGAAUCCUGCCGUGGCCUCCUCAAUGACGGGCUCCCACUGUUGAGACAACAGACACAGGACGGACGGAGUUGCAGACGGACAAACACGAUCGGAUAACGGCAAGACGAACAACGGAAGCGAUGCGAGCAGGAGGAGAUCAAGGAGAUACGAAAGAUGACGGUAUUCAAGGCGCGUCCAAAUCCCUUCAAG